CUUUGGUCCCUUUCCCCCUCCAUGUGGGGCGUGGCCAUUUUUUAGAAGUUGGUAGAAUAUAAGAAAGGAUCUGGUUCUUUAGCUAGAUCACCCGCAAGCGUCAAGAUCCUUUCAUUUGUUAGUACAAGAUGUCUGCAGAGGUUCUGAACAGCACCAGCCUGCCUGCUGGACAGUCCUCUCCCUGGCAUGCCAACAUCUCGUUGUCGGAUAGUGCUCUUCAGCGGGUUUUUGCAGGAUGGUCGGUAUGGCAGUGGGCCAUUACCAUUCUCCUGGGAAUGAUUGUGUAUGAUCAAGUAAUGUAUCUGAAAAGAAAAGGAUCUAUCGCAGGUCCAACAUUCAAGAUACCAUUCGUUGGACCUUUUCUCCAAGCGAUUCAUCCCAAGUUCGACGCAUAUCUCGCACAGUGGGCGAGCGGUCCCCUUAGUUGUGUAUCAGUAUUCCACAAAUUCGUGGUUCUCGCAUCGGAUCGAGAUGUAGCUCACAAAGUGUUCAAGUCGCCAAACUAUGCAGAGCCAUGCCUCGUCCCCAUCGCCAGAGAUAUCCUGGGCCACAAGUCGUGGGUUUUCUUGCAAGGAAGAGCUCACGCCGAGUAUCGAAGAGGCCUGACGCCAUUGUUUACGAACCGAGCUCUGGCAACCUAUCUGCCGGUGCAGGAGAAGGUAUUGGACGAGUACUAUGAAAAGUUCGUUCAAUUGAGCGCAGCCAAUAAAGGACGGCCGACGACAUUCAUGGCUAUGUUCCGCGAGAUCAACUGUGCGCUCUCAUGUCGCACUUUCUUCGGAGACUACAUUUCUCAAGAAGCCGUAAAGAAGAUCGCUGAUGACUUCUAUCUUGCCACCGCCGCACUUGAGCUUGUCAAUGUUCCAUUAUCAAUGUACAUUCCAUACACCAAGACGUGGCUGGGCAAGCGAAUUGCAGAUGCCGUGCAUGCUGAAUUUGCCAGAUGCGCAGGGGCUUGUAAGGCAAACAUGGCCACUGGUGCCGAACCUACCUGCAUCGUGGACCAUUGGGUUCUUCACAUGAUGGAGUCACAACGGUACCGGGAGAAGAUCGCUGCGGGAGAGCCUGCAGAGCGGCCUUCGAAUAUGAUCCGCGAGUUCACCAACGAAGAAAUAGGAGAAACACUCUUCACGUUCCUUUUCGCGUCACAGGAUGCCUCCAGCAGUGCCACUACUUGGUUGUUCCAGAUUCUUGCACAGCGACCCGAUGUACUCGACCGACUCCGCGCGGAGAACUUGGCUGCACGCGGCGGCGACCGGUUCAAGCCUUUUGAUCUCCCUAUGCUGGAAUCACUCACAUACACCAACGCUGUUAUCAAGGAAAUCCUCCGCCAUAGACCGCCCGUCAUAUUCGUCCCAUACCUCGCGACGAAGAACUUCCCGGUCUCUCCGAACUACACCGUCCCUAAAGGCUCGAUGAUUAUCCCAUCCUGCUACCCGGCCCUGCACGACCCAGUCGCAUAUCCUCAACCAAAUGUGUUUGAUCCUGACCGCUGGAUCACCGGCGAUGCUGAAUCGCAAACCAGGAAUUGGCUCGUCUUCGGCGCGGGUGCUCACGAUUGUCUGGCCAGAAGAUACGUGCCGCUUUCCAUGGCAGGUAUGAUUGGCAAGGCAGCAUUGGAGCUCGAUUGGGAGCAUCAUGCCACCGACAAAUCCGAGGAGAUCCGCGUUUUUGCGACACUUUUCCCCAUGGAUGAUUGUCCUUUAGUUUUUAGAAAGCGACCAGCAUGAAAAAGUGAUUUUCUUUGAAAAUAAUAUAGGAUAAAUUAAUAGUAAUAAAUACAAUUGCAUUCCAAUGAAUUCUCAUGCCAG
Messenger RNA from Aaosphaeria arxii CBS 175.79, 1811 nucleotides. Its product is annotated as cytochrome P450 61. The record is from RefSeq and is a predicted model, not a curated record. Bases 129 to 1730 code for a protein of 533 amino acids. Gene Ontology annotation, biological process: sterol metabolic process. Gene Ontology annotation, molecular function: heme binding; monooxygenase activity; iron ion binding. The transcript is spliced from 4 exons. Lineage: Eukaryota; Fungi; Ascomycota; Dothideomycetes; Pleosporales.